GAAAGAGGCCCCUGGGCAGCGGGGGUGGGGGAGAUGCACUCAGGAAAGAUGGAGCGAUCUUGUUGAGUGUCCAAAGAGAGAAGCCCUUUGGGUAGAGAUCGGAAAGAGGGAAGAACCCUCUCACGCUGCCAUGAAAGGGGCUCCAAACCCAGGUGAGACAGGAGGGUCAGGGGCACCAGAGGCAAAUGUCACUUGUGCCUUUAAAACAAAGAGUCUGCGUUCAGUGGCCCCUCAGGAAGGCCAGUCAUUUCCUGAGGAGAUAUCAGGCGGGCCCAUGCUUCAUUGUUUCCAGUUUCCAGCAAUGGCUGCCAUUACCUGACCAGCACGACAGCCAGUCUCUCUGCGGCCGCCAGAAGUUACCAGAGUGGUUUCUCUGCUUUCUCAGGGCAGAUUUAUCUGGGCCACGUGGGAAGCGUCUUCUGCCCCAGGGGCAUGGCCCAAAGGCAGAACUAACUGCCUGAGGUCUUGGCUGUCAAGAUGCACCUGGAGUGGGCCCAAGAAGGCAAGAUGUGGCUAGGAGUCCUGCUCAUGCUUCUGCUGUGUCCAAGCCUUGAGGGACAAGAAAACUCUUUCACCAUCAACCACAUCUACAUGGAGAUCCUGCCAGGCCAGGAGGUGCAAAAUGGGCAGAACCUGACCCUGCAGUGUGUCGUGGACAUCAGCACCACCUCGCACAUCAAGCCUCAGCACUGGGUCCUGUUCUAUAAGGAUGACGUGCUGUUUCACAACGUCUCCUCCGUGGACACCACCGAGAGUUAUUUUAUUCCCCAAGCCCGGGUCUAUGAUGCAGGGACAUAUAAAUGCACCGUGAUUCUCAACAACAAGGAGAAAACCACCUCGGAGUAUCAGGUGUGGGUGAAAGGAGUGUCUGAUCCCAGAGUGAUACUGGACAAGAAAGAGGCAAUAGAAGGCGGGGUCGUGAUGGUCAAUUGUUCUGUCCCAGAAGAAAAGCCCCCAAUACAUUUCACAAUUGAAAAACUCAAACUACACACAAACGGUCUCAAGCAAAAAAGAAAAAAAAAAACGUAUGAGCAGAAUUUUGUGCUGCUGGAAUUCUCAGUAGAGGAGCAGGACCAUGUUAUAUACUUCCAGUGCCAGGCCACCAUCUUCUCUGAGAACCGCAUGGAGCUCUCGAGAAUCAUCAGGAGUGAACUGGUCACCGUGACAGAAUCCUUCUCUAAUCCCAAAUUCCACAUCAGCCCCGAAGGAGUGAUCACAGAAGGAGAUCAGCUUCACAUCAGGUGCACCAUUCAAGUGACCCAUCUGAUUCAAGCGUCUCCAGAAAUCAUAAUCCAGAAGGACAAGGAGAUUGUAGCGUACAAGAGCCAUGGCCGCGAGGCCACCUACUCUGUGAUGGCCAUGGUGGAGCACAAUGGCAACUACACGUGCAAAGUGGAAACGAGCCGGAUAUCCAAGGUCAGCAGCAUCGUGGUCAACAUAACAGAGCUAUUUUCCAAACCAAAGCUGGAAUAUUCCACCACCCGUCUGGACCAGGGAAAAAACCUGGACCUGUGGUGCUCCAUUCCAGGAGCACCUCCAGCCAACUUCACCAUCCAGAAGGAAAACACGACUGUGUCAGAGUCUCAAAAUUUCACCAGAAUCGCCUCAGCAAGGGACAGUGGGACAUACACCUGCAGAGCAAGCGUGGGCAGGGUGGUCAAGAGAAGCAAUGCAGUCCUGAUAACCGUGUGUGAAAUGCUCUCCACGCCCAGGAUUUUUUAUGACUCCAGCUCUGAAGUGAUAAAAGGACAGACCAUUGCAGUCAGUUGCCAAUCUGUAAAUGGAACUGCACCUAUUUCUUAUCACCUUUUAAAAGGAAAUAGCAUCUUGGAUAGCUGUGACAUGAACUCGAAUGAGCCUGCAGUAUUCAAAGACAAACCAAUGAAAGAUGUAGAAUACCAGUGUAUUGUGGAUAAUUGUCAUUCCCAUAAUGAAAUGGUCAGCGAAGUCCUGCGGGUCAAGGUCAUAGCCCCGGUGGAUGAGGUCAAGCUCUCUAUCCUGCUGAAAGAGGAUGUGGAGUCUGGGAAGGCCGUUGUGCUUCGGUGCUCCGUGAAUGAAGCGUCUGGCCCAAUCACCUUCAGUUUUUACAGAGAAAAAGAGACCAGGCCCUUCCACCAAACCACCUUGAAUGAAACCCAGGCCAUUUGGCACAACUCAAAGGCUAGCAAGGAGCAUGAAGGACGGUAUUACUGCACAGCCUUCAACAGAGCCAAUCGUGUUAAAAGCAGCCCCCAAAGCAACAUACUGACAGUCAGAGUCUUUCUUGCCCCAUGGAUAAAAGGACUUAUUGCAGUAUUUGUCAUUGGAGUGAUAAUUGCCGUCUUUAUACUUGGGGCCAGAUGUUAUUUUCAGAAGAAAGCCAAGGCCAAGCAGACACCAGUGGAGAUGUCCAGGCCAGCAGCUCCCCUUCUGAACUCCAGCAAUGAGAAGAUGUUGUCAGAUCCCAAUACUGAAGCCAACAGACAUUACGGUUACAAUGAAGAUGUUGGAAACCAUGCAAUGAAACCAAUAAAUGAAAAUAAAGAGCCUCUGACCUUGGAUGUAGAAUACACAGAAGUGGAAGUGACCUCGCCUGAGUCUUACCAAGAUUUCAUGGAAAACAGAUAUUCUAGAACGGAAGGCUCGCUUGAUGGAACUUAGGACUGCAGGAGCAGACACUCCUCCGCGGGGGGACACCCACAUUCCAAGAAGAGCAGAUGAUUCCCGUAUUCCAAGAGCUCUGUGCGCUUCCUUAUGAUCCUGCCCUGCUCCCACCGGACAUAGCAGUUCCUCAGGCCAAGUCACCAGUUCUUCAUCCCUCCUAAGACCUUUAUGUGGGGCACAGAGGGAUCCAGAGGGGCUGGUGAAUUCCCACCCAGCCCCCCUCUCACCAAGUUGGAGCACCCUCAGGAGUGGAGAGCAGCAGAAGGACGUUCAGGGUCAACAGCCUAUUGGGAUAUUUUGAAACUUGAAUAUUUUAUCUCAUACAGAGAUAAAGAACUUUUCCAAGUAUCUUCACACACACAAACCAUUUUUGUUUUGCUGUCGAUCACUUCCUAGCGAAUGGCCUGGCUUAGGGGCUAAUUUUUCUCUUUGCCUUUGGUCCUUCAAAGGCCUGUGGUUCUGGGUAGUCCUCGCUCCUUGUAAGGUCCACGGCACCGACCAGACAGCGGCACCCUGUUCCCUCCGUGACCUCGCCUGCCACAAACGCGAAACCAACGCUGUCUGGGAGUGUCCGCUUUGAGAUGCCAACUUGAAGCUCAGGUUCAUUCCGGGCAAUGCACAAAAUAGAAAACGACACUGGACCGAGCACAGAUGUUCUUAAGAUGAUUUUCUAUACCUUUUCUUUCUUUUCCUCUACCAUGCUGAAGGCAGCAAGACAGGAGGAUGUUGGCCUACAGCAGAUACUGUUUUUAAUAGAAAAACGAAAUACAUAUUUUUCUUACUAAUUUUUUUUUUAAUUUAUUCCUUGCUAAAGAAAUGGUCUCCUGAGGUCUUAAGAUGUUUCUGAUGGUGUCUUGAGUGGGUGGACGAGUAGCUGCGACCAUUUUGUGGUGGGAUUUCACUAGGGAGCAGAGACCUAACUGAACCCAUUUCCCCCAGCCGCCUCAGUGACACAGCUGCAAGGUUUUGUAUUAAAUAAAUUUGAUCUUUACUCUUCA
Enhydra lutris kenyoni (northern sea otter) is the source of this 3641-nucleotide messenger RNA. Its product is annotated as platelet and endothelial cell adhesion molecule 1. The coding region runs from base 478 to 2640 and encodes 720 amino acids. Gene Ontology annotation, biological process: cell surface receptor signaling pathway. Gene Ontology annotation, molecular function: transmembrane signaling receptor activity. Lineage: Eukaryota; Metazoa; Chordata; Mammalia; Carnivora; Mustelidae. The transcript has 15 exons. The record is from RefSeq and is a predicted model, not a curated record.